ACAUUUUAUAUUUAAUUAUCACAGUUAUUAGGGGAUUGCUGAACUUCCUUGACUUUCCAUGUCGCCUAGUUUUAAGAAUGGUAGUUUUAGUUGGCAAACUGUCUAAGGAAACCUAUUCAAUUAAUUAGUGUCACCUAUAUGAUUGUGCAUUGAAUUUCUCAGGCAGACUAUGUGUGCUACACACACAGACACGCUGGCACACAAUUAAAAUGUGCAAUGUUUUUACAAAAGUAAUGUCUUUUUGUAUAUAAACAAAACAAUGGAAGUAAUUUGUAAUGACAGUCAGCGCGAUGAAGACCGGUCUUGCUGGUAGAGCAGGAUCAGAGAUCUGGCUACUUAGAUGGCUUGACGUUAGAUGGCUGCAUUCCCACGGGAUGCCCGCGGGACAUGCGGGUCCGGACAGAGAUCUGCGGCGCGGUCGGCAUUUUUCAUGCUGCGAAAGAGAGGUGUUCUGGUGUUCCAGAAUGAGGCGUCAUACAGCGGUGGUCGGCGGCAGGCGCUCACGGAGGAUGACGAGGACUGGAGGGCCUUCCUAGGGAACCCCCUGACCGCUGCCUCAAAGGCCAUGAUGCACAUCAACGGAGAUGAGGACAGUGCCAAUGCUCUCCUCUACAACUACUAUAAGGUGCCACAAGACAAGCGAACGACUGGACAGCCCAAAACAGAAGUUAUUGUGGGCGAUGCUGAUCCAAACAAAAUGAACUUUGUGGUGCCACUCCAAGAUUCUCCCCUGGCCAUGACAACUCUGAGGACCGUCCAUCGCAACACCGCGGCCCAGGGCAGCAGCCAACCCAGCCGGGGGGACAAAACCCAGGCUCUCUACCCAGCCUCAAACUCCAUAGUCUGCAUCUCCACCACCUCCAGCCCUCCCCCUUACUCCCUCAGCCCAGAGGGGACCCAGGCCCUGCACUCUUUCCCCGUUUGCACCCCCCCUGGUCCCCACAGUUCCCAGUCGGAUGGCAUGGCCUUCAGUCGCCAGCUCAACCUCAGCCAGUACAGCCCCAGAGCCCAGAGCCUCACUCCUGACUCCACCUACGCAAAGUCCUACAAGGACAGCUCCAAUGAGGUCUUCCCUCUCUCUGAGGAGGUUCAGCUACGUAUGACCUCCAUCCCUCCCGGUGGAUACCCUUACUACAGCUCCACAGCAAGUCAACACUUUGAGUACAUGCUGGAGGCUCCCCAUUCCCUCUGGACCAAGAGCAGCAGUGGCCAGAUGAGCUACCUGAACAAGGCCCAGUUCUACCCCAUCACCUUGAGAGAACUAGGGGGCACCCCGCUCCCACCUCAUCUCAGUGAAGAAGUCAGGAGUGUGGUGAUGCUUGUGUUUGGAGAGGAGAAGCUCACAGAGGAUCAGCUCAAAUACUGGAAGUACUGGCACAGCAGACAGCACACAGCCAAGCAGCGGUGCAUUGAUAUUGCUGACUAUAAAGAGCGAUUCAAUACGAUCGCCAAUAUUGAGGAGAUCGCCUACAAUGCCAUCUCUUUCACAUGGGACACGAAGGACGAGCCACGGGUGUUUGUGUCUGUGAACUGUCUAAGUACAGACUUCUCCCCUCAGAAGGGAGUGAGGGGCCUUCCUCUCAACCUUCAGAUUGACACCUACAGCUUUGGGAGCCAUGGUCACAAGCUAGUACACAGAGCCUACUGCAUGAUUAAGGUGUUCUGUGACAAAGGUGCCGAGAGGAAGAUCCGAGAUGAGGAAAGGAAGAAGCCUUGCAGGAAGGGAAAGAGACAGGAGACAACCGCAGCCUAUGUGGAAGACCCUCUGCAGCUGAAGCAUGUGGCCAUAACAUCGUUCAAAGCCAUGAGUGACAUGGACUCCCAGCCAGUUCUCUUCAUCCCAGAGGUCCACUUCCCCAGCACCCAGCACCACCAUGCAAGCCUAUCAAAUGACGGUGAGGAUAGCUUGGGGCAGAAGAGACUACUCCACUAUGAUGAGGACUUUGAGUUGGCUCCUCACAAGAAAGCAAGGCGGGACGGACCAGAGAAAGUGCUGCUUUAUGUCCGUAAGGAGACAGAGGAGGUGUUUGAUGCUCUGAUGCUGAAGACGCCCACUCUGGCAGGACUACUGGAGGCUGUAACCGAUAAAUACGAGCUGCCGCUUGAAAAAAUGGGGAAAGUCUACAAGAGGUGCAAAAAAGGGAUCUUAGUCCAUAUGGACGACAACAUCAUCAAGCAUUAUUCCAACGAGGAUGCCUUCCAGAUCAACAUGGAAGAGGUGGGGGGGGAAAUGCUGCUGACACUGACUGAGAUCUGAGCGCGGACAAGGGAGGUAUUCAUCAGGGCACAAAACCUUUUGCAACGGAAAAUGAAAAUGAGCAUUUCUUAUUUGGUCCUUUUUCUACCUAGUGAAUAUGAACACAACCCUGGCCAGGGGGAGUGGAGUCUGUUGUCAUGGGCCUCCGGGGGGAGACCCUUGGAGGUGGAACACAUGUUGACCCCGGCAGCUGAGGAGGGACACAACCGUUGGAUUAGUCACCUGUUUACACAACUGUAUCAGACGUCUACAAGGAAAACAAGAUAUUUUCAUGAGUUCUGCCUUUCUGCUGCGCCAGUGUCUAUGAGGCCAUUUCUGGUGUGGUUGGUUGCACAAAAUGGCUACCAUGCUCGCUGGCAAGAAAAAUACAUUUAAGUAUUUUCACAUAAAAUGUGACUGAUUGAUUGCUUCACAAGCAGAUGAUGGGAGUCACACUGUACGACUGGGGCUUUUUGGCAGUCACUGUAGCUAUGAUACAAGAUGAAACUAUGAUGAGGACCAUUUGGAAACAAUAUUGUGUAACGACCAAUGAUAUUUUCCUACUUUUUAGAUGUUUUUUUCAUGUGUAGUUUUUGAUCAACUACUUUUUGCUAUAUAUACAGACAAGACAGCAGCGAUGACUUCAGAAUGCCAGUUAACGUAUGAAAGUAUUAUGUAUUAUUUUGAAGUACAGUACCAGUCAAAGGUUUGGACACACCUACUCAUUCUAGGGUUUUUCUUUAUUUAUACUAUUUUCUACAUUGUGAAAUAAUAGUGAAGACAUCAAAACU
Molecule: messenger RNA, 3027 nt
Organism: Salmo salar (Atlantic salmon)
Lineage: Eukaryota; Metazoa; Chordata; Actinopteri; Salmoniformes; Salmonidae
Source: RefSeq, a predicted model, not a curated record